AUGACACUGAUAUCAAAUGCAAUCAGGUGCUGCAACAUACGAUGUCUCCUCAGCAAACUCAAGAAAUAUUCAAAAUUUAUUGGGCCCGGUCUCAUGGUGAGUGUUGCGUUUCUAGACCCUGGUAACUAUUCAACAGCAGUAUCAGCAGGCAGUGCCUACAAAUACAACCUACUAUUUUCAAUAUUGCUAUCGAACUGUCUAGCCAUUUUCCUACAAGCACUAGCUGCUAAGCUAGGCGCUGUAACAGGCUUGGAUUUAGCAGCAAACUGCAAAAACCAUUUUACAUUCAAAACAAACGUGAUACUAUACAUCAUGACCGAAAUCGCCAUUAUAGCCACAGACUUGGCAGAAGUGGUUGGAACUGCGAUUGCUUUGAACAUCUUGUUCAAGAUUCCGUUAUUCUUGGGUGUCAUAGUCACAGUCAUCGAUGUAUUGAUUGUCUUGGCAGCCUACCGCCCAAAAGGUCCCUUGCUAUUCAUCCGGAUUUUUGAGUCGUUUGUUUCCAUUUUGGUGGCUGCCACUGUUGUGUGCUUUGGCAUACAAUUAUAUCAAGUUAGUCACGAUGACUCAAUAAAUUUUUCAAUAGUUGAAGUGAUGAGAGGCUUUUUGCCAAAUGAAGAUGUGGUGGACAUGUCGGAAAGAGAAGGCGGCAAUGGCUUAUUUUUAAGUUUAGCAAUCUUGGGCGCAACAGUAAUGCCACAUUCCUUGUACUUGGGCUCCGGCUUAGUUCAAGCAAGGUUGAAAGAUUUUGACAUCAAGAAUGGAUUUUACGUUUCUGGAAAUGCGAUACUGCGAAGUACAGAAUUGGCUAAACCUGGCAAACUUUUAGUUGGUGAAGAAGAUGGUGUUGAUCAACUCACGUCUAUUUCACCCACUGUUGUACCGUCUAAACCAGGUCAUGAACGAGACGAUGAAACCCGUUUGGUAGAGGAAGCACAGGUAGAAGCAGAAGUAGAAGCAGAAGCAGAAGCAGCAGCAGCAAGAAGAGGAGAAAAAGAAAGAGAAGCGGAAGAAGAGGAAGAGGAGGAGGAAGAAGAUUAUAGACCUUCCAUACACGCAAUAAAGAAUACAAUGACCUAUACCAUGGUUGAAUUGGUGGUUUCGUUAUUUACAGUGGCAUUAUUUGUCAAUUCCGCCAUAUUGAUUGUUGCCGGGGCAACUUUGCAAAGUCAAAAAAGAUUGCUGUUUAGAGGCGACGAUCACGAUAAAGGUUACGAUUCCGGCGACGAAUCGGAUGACGAUUACGAAAACGCAGACUUGUUCACCAUCUACCAUUUGUUAUCCAAACACUUGUCACCCACAGCUGGAUUUGUGUUUGCGUUGGCCUUGUUAUGCUCGGGCCAGAGUGCUGGUGUUGUUUGCACACUAGCGGGUCAAAUGGUUUCCGAAGGGUUUUUAUCUUGGAGUUUACCACCAGUCACGAGAAGACUAAUCACUCGUGGUUUGGCCAUUGCACCGUGUCUUUUUGUCGUUGUGUUUGCAGGAAGAGAAGGAUUGGCAAAGACAUUGAAUGCAAGUCAAGUUGUCUUGUCGCUUCUCCUACCCAUAGUCAGUGCGCCUUUGAUUUGGUUCACAUGCGAUAAGCAAACUAUGAGAGUACCCAUAUACGAACGCGACGGAGACGAAGAUGUCGAUGUUUUGUACAAUGCCGACGACGAGUUUUUUGCCGAUAAUUUUGCUAUGAUGGGCGCGUCUCGGGGCCGUUCUAAGCGGUUCGCUAGCUCGGAACCUGCAAUCAGACUCAAGGAUCUCCGUAAUUCGCAUCCUUGUGCCGGAUGGGACGAAGAUGACGAUGACGAACACCAUCAUCAAUUAUUGCAUACAUUACCAGAAGAAGAAAACAUUUUGACCAUCACAAGUGACAGAAGCAAGAGUAAUUCCGUCUCCAAGCCAUAUUCACAGUUGCCUCAACGCGUUAUGAAAUCUAGAUCCAACUCGGUGUCUUGUUUGACAAAUGAAUUGUCUGAUUCGAGCGUGUCAUCAUCAUCAUCAUCGUCGUCGUCCGAAUCACCUGUUUUUGCUGUGGCUCACACCCAACAAGACGAAGAAGAAGAAUAUGAUGGUGAAAUACUUCGAAUAAAGGGGUACAAGGACUUUAGUAAUAGCACGUUGACAUCGGUUUGUGCUAUCUUAAUAUGGGCAUUUAUCACCAUGUUGAAUUUAUAUCUAGUGGUGAAUAUGUUUCUGAGUAUAUGA
Lodderomyces beijingensis is the source of this 2196-nucleotide messenger RNA. The record is from the annotation of a GenBank genome assembly. NCBI's taxonomy places the organism in Eukaryota, Fungi, Ascomycota, Pichiomycetes, Serinales, Debaryomycetaceae.